This is a messenger RNA of Pectinophora gossypiella (pink bollworm), 2191 nucleotides long. RefSeq names its product TAF5-like RNA polymerase II p300/CBP-associated factor-associated factor 65 kDa subunit 5L (gene wda). Bases 90 to 2069 code for a protein of 659 amino acids. Lineage: Eukaryota; Metazoa; Arthropoda; Insecta; Lepidoptera; Gelechiidae. The transcript has 13 exons. Gene Ontology annotation, molecular function: protein binding; RNA polymerase II general transcription initiation factor activity. The record is from RefSeq and is a predicted model, not a curated record.
GUGUGAGUGUGAUUGUGAUUUGAUUUUUGUUGUGUUGUUGUGUGAUGUGAGUUUAUUUAUUUUACGGAAGUAAUAAGAAGAAAUUAUCCAUGUCUUUAAUGAAAAAGACCAGAAACGAUGCUGUUAAGGCUGCUGUUGCUUCGUACUUGGAACGGCGAAAUUAUCCUGAUGUAGAGAUUUUUAGUAAUAAUAACUCGUUGAAUCGAAGCGCCGAGCAGAUGGCUGUAGCUACGAUAGUCCAGUGUGAGGCGAGUCGUGCGAAUUCCAUUCUAUUCUCUUGUAUUAACAAUGAUCCAAGCCAGUACGAUGUUCAAUACACAAGAUUAGUUACCUUUAUUAAAGAGAUAAAAAUUGAGAAGUUAAAAAAUGAACUGCUUGGCCUUCUGAGUCCUUUGCUCUGUCAUUUGUAUCUAGAGAUGCUUCGAGGUGGCCAUGGGGGGCCGGCACAAAUGUUCCUCAAGAGACACUCUGCGACUCUGCCACAAAAGGAUCUGUCUUACCACCAGCCUAUUGAUGGGAAUUUACCCUCCGCUCUCUACAGGCCAAACAGCCUAGAACAACUGUUUAAUUCUCUACAAAAUGGCACAAUAGACAAUGAAACUCCUGAAAAAGAUUACAUGAAUCAAAUAUUGGAUGAUAUUGGUUCAAUUUACACAUUACAAGAUGUUGAAUCUCGGCCAUCUAUUGCUGCAUUUAGGUCUUGUAAAUUUGAUAUUUACUUAUCACAAGAUGCCCUCAACAUGCUCAAGGCAUAUUUAGCCAAACAUGGACAUGUGCUGUUAAUACAAGUACUACAGACUUGGUUUCAUAUAGACAUCAACAAUGACACUAAUAAAAAGGACUCGGAAGAUGACGAAGAUCAUAUUAAUAUGGAAGAAGAAAUAAAUGUAACAGGAACGAAUUCUAGAGAACGAAAUUUGGAGUUAAAUGAUAUUUUCUCGAAAUGUAACGGACAUGCUGAAUACCAAAGUGUGGACAAGGAGCUCCAGGACCUGCAGGAUGCUAUCAAAGGAGUCAGGGACUCCAUGGCACCCCUCAAGUUAUAUAAAGUAGCUGCACCAGACACAUAUCUGGUGUGUGCAAAAACAGACCCUUACUGCAAUGUUCUUUGUGGUGGGUUCAGCAACUCGGAGAUUCGGCUCUGGGACCUUGGUCAGAACAACGUGAAGCGACGCGCAAACAGGAACAUUUCCGAGAUUGAGCUGGCGUGCUAUGUGCCGCCUGAACCAGAGACACCGGCGGACAAUACUUUACAAAUAGGCACUGGUAUACCUCUCCGCGGACACUCAGGGCCGGUCCAAGCCGUCAGUGUGCUGUCCAAGGAACAGAUAGUCCUGUCAGCGUCACACGACAGCUCCAUGCGGGCCUGGAGGCUUGCUGACUACUCUUGUGCUUCUAUAUACAGGGGCCAUAAUUACCCAAUUUGGUGCAUGGAUAUAGCGGCGAGUGGUCUCUUCAUAGUGACGGGGUCUCAGGACAGAACAGCCAAGCUAUGGUCCUUGGAUAGAACCUUCCCCGUCAGAGUGUUUGUUGGACACAUGUCUGAUGUAACGUGUGUGAAGUUCCACCCGAACGAGGCGUACCUGGCGACGGGCGGCGCAGACCGCAGCGUGCGGCUGUGGACGGUGUCGGAGGCGCGUCUCGUGCGCGUGCUGUGCGGACACCGCGCCGUGCUGCGCGCGCUCGCCUUCGCGCCCUGCGGCCAGUACCUCGCCAGCGCCGGUGAUGACAAGAAAAUAAAAGUAUGGGAUCUAGCUGCGUGCACUUGCAUACAUGAGUACCGCGGCCACCAUGGAAAGGUCACUUCACUGGACUGGUCGGCUAUCGGGAAACCCAGCCUCACUAACCGGGUCGUCUCCGACACUAGUGACAUGACGUCGGUGGAAAAUUCGCUGCUGUGCUCCACAGGAAUGGACGGUGUAGUCAAAAUCGUGUGGGAUACACAUUCGAAGAAUAAACAAGUAUCCAGCCAAGAUGUUCAAGUAGCCACUUACAACACAAAGUGUUCAUACUUAGUAGAUGUUCAAGUACAUCCAGAUUGGGUUGUUGCUAUUGGAACAAAAAGAUAAACAGCCCUCGCGGCACGGCACCCGCGAAUUAUAUCGAGGGCUUCAACCAAUAGCCGUUCGACAUCUAUCUACGUAGAUGGCAUUUGCUGCGUUUAUUGGUCGAAGCCCUUGAUAUAAUACGC